AGACAAAAGAUGAAUGCCUCAGUGUGGCCUCCAUCACUCAUAAACUCCUCUCUUGCAUUCAUUAACCUCAGUGAGGAGUCAAGCAAGGCCAAACCAAGCGCUUCAGGAACAUGUGAGCAGGUCCACAUCGCCCCAGAGGUUUUCCUCACAUUGGGCCUGGUGAGCUUGCUGGAGAACAUCCUUGUUAUCCUCGCCAUCGUAAAAAACAAGAACCUUCACUCACCCAUGUACUUCUUCAUCUGCAGCCUGGCUGUGGCAGACAUGUUGGUGAGUGUCUCCAAUGCAUGGGAGACUAUAGUGAUCCACCUCCUGGCCAACAGAAGGUUAGUGGUGGAAGAUCACUUCAUCCGUCAGAUGGACAAUGUAUUCGAUUCUAUGAUCUGUAUUUCUGUGGUGGCAUCUAUGUGCAGCCUCCUGGCCAUUGCAGUUGACCGCUAUGUAACUAUUUUUUAUGCGCUCCGCUACCAUAACAUAAUGACUGUGAGGCGAGCAGCGCUGAUCAUUGGUUGCAUCUGGAGCUUCUGCACUGGCUGUGGGAUCAUCUUCAUUAUCUACUCGGACACCACGCCUGUGGUGGUAUGUUUGGUGGCCAUGUUCUUCGGCAUGCUGCUGCUGAUGGCCUCCCUCUACAGCCAUAUGUUCUUACUGGCACGUUCCCAUGUCAGGCGCAUGGCAGUGCUGCCGGGUUACAACGCCUCCAUCCAGCAGUGGGCCAGCAUGAAGGGGGCCAUUACCCUCACCAUCCUUCUGGGGAUAUUCAUUGUGUGCUGGGCACCGUUCUUCCUUCACCUUAUCCUUAUGAUCUCCUGCCCAAGGAAUCUGUACUGCAUCUGCUUCAUGUCCCACUUCAACAUGUACCUGAUCCUGAUCAUGUGCAACUCAGUGAUUGAUCCACUGAUCUACGCACUGAGGAGCCAGGAGAUGAGAAAGACCUUUAAGGAGAUCAUCUGCUGCUACAACUUGCGCAGCUUCUUUGUCUUCUCAAGUAAAUACUGA
This is a messenger RNA of Colossoma macropomum (tambaqui), 996 nucleotides long. RefSeq names its product melanocortin 5b receptor (gene mc5rb). The transcript has a single exon. Gene Ontology annotation, molecular function: melanocortin receptor activity. Bases 10 to 996 code for a protein of 328 amino acids. The record is from RefSeq and is a predicted model, not a curated record. Gene Ontology annotation, biological process: G protein-coupled receptor signaling pathway. Gene Ontology annotation, cellular component: membrane. Lineage: Eukaryota; Metazoa; Chordata; Actinopteri; Characiformes; Serrasalmidae.